AGGCAGCAGCUGGAGAUAUCGUGGCACUGGCGGGUGUGGACUGCGAGAGCGGAGUAACGUUCACUGACGGCAAGGCCAAGAUCACGUGCAGCUCCAUGUUUGUUCCUGACCCAGUAAUGUCCAUCGCCAUAGAUGCCUCCCGGGAUGACCAAGGUCGAAUGCAGAAGGCGUUGAGAAGGUUCCAACGUGAAGAUCCCACCUUCCGCGUGGAAGUGAAGCAAGAUACGAAUGAGACCGUCAUCUCCGGCAUGGGCGAGCUUCACUUGGAGGUGUACUGUGAACGCAUGCGGCGGGAGUUCAAGGUAGAAUCUCUAAAGACUGGUGAGCCGAAGGUGAACUACAGAGAGACGAUCACCAACAAAAUUGCAUAUGAGUACACGCACAAGCGUCAGUCUGGUGGACGUGGGCAGUAUGGCAAGGUCAUGGGCUAUUUUGAGCCAAUCCCGGAAGAGGAACACUUAGAUGACAAGGAGGGCAUUGAAUUUGUCAACAAGUUGAUUGGUCACGACAUCCCUCCUUCAUACGUUCCGGCCAUUGAGAAGGGCUUUCGGAAUGCCACGUCGAAGGGGCUUUUGACGGGAAGUCCACUGAUCAACAUGCGCUGUGUCUUGGAGGAUGGUGCAUCUCAUGAGGUGGACUCAUCCGCUGAAGCUUUCCAAGCUGCUGCCCAGGGUGCAUUUGACAAUUUCUACCACGAUGCCAACCCGGUGGUGCUGGAGCCAAUGAUGGCAGUCGAGGUGACGUUCCCCUCGGAGUUCCAAGCACAAGCGCUGCAAUCGCUGAACACUCGCGAGGGCUCUAUUCAGAGCACCAAGGCCGUCUCCUCCGAUACCUCCCUGGUGGAGGCGCUGGUACCCCUGCGACGGAUGUUUGGUUACUCCUCAGAUUUGCGCUCUGUGACUCAAGGACAGGGAGAAUUCUCCAUGGAGUUCAGAGAGUAUUCCGAAAUGCCACAGCAAAGAGCAGAGGAGCUGAUCGCAGAAGUGCGAAGGCGAGCAAGAGAGGCUUGAGUCUGAUGCGAGCCACAGCCGGAAGCAACGAUAGAGUCAGUCUGAAAGUUGUUAAGCGCCUGAAAUCAGUGCUCAACAUGUAAGGAGGAUUCUUACUCAUGGCAUGGAACCGGUGCAAGUUGCAGUAAAAAAUGACUAGAAUCAUCAUGUUGCGGACGGCGUGUUUGCUGAGGGCAAAUUUUUGAUUCCGGCUCUUUUUGGUUUGGCAUGCCUGCCACUGGACUGCACGGGGCCAAGGGCUGUUGGGAGGCCGCAGAUGCUAUCGCCAUUCAGUUGCGGGGCGCCCAACGGUCACUGCUAGUUGUGCUUCCAACAAUAAGAUUCAGAACAGACUGGCUGAGCCAGAUUCGGAAGCCCACGCCUAGCAAAUGCUUUCGAUUUUCGUCAAAGCCACAAAGCUACUGGCUGACAAGUCACAGCACACUGCGAGCUGCCCAGAUUUGCAUCUACCCCCUUCACAGGAGUGUUCUUGGAAAUCUGUACAACAUGGGAGUCCCCCAUGAAAGCAGCGGCUUGCGAUCUUGGAAGAUUGCGCUGGAUAUCGCACAGAGUGCGAUCUUGCGCUUCUCUUCAAACAGUUUUCAGCCGCAUUUGUUCUCUGUGAUGCGGGUUUUGAGCGAAAGCCAGACCUUCUGGGAUGGCACGAAGUUUUGCGUCCGGCCUGAAACCGGAGUU
This is a messenger RNA of Durusdinium trenchii, 1685 nucleotides long. The record is from the annotation of a GenBank genome assembly. Lineage: Eukaryota; Dinophyceae; Suessiales; Symbiodiniaceae.